AUAGCAUGGAGGACGAGGAGGGGCCCAGAGAUCCCGGCGCUGAUCACCCCCACCUCCAGGGCUUCACUGAACACGACUUCCAAGGUCACCGAGCGCACUCCAUCUACGUUGGUGUUCACCUGCCUGGAAAGAGAAGGCAUCGAAGGCACCACAAACAUCACCACAAGCAGCAGCAACAGCACGAAGAACCUCCACAACCAAGUACCCCACCAGGGCAGAGAGUACAAUUUAUUCUUGGGGAAACUGGAGAAGAUCCAGAAAGAUGUUCUCAUCCAUUGUUUUCAGAGAUGGAAGAAUUGGUAUUAGGAGAAGGAGAUGUACCUGAAUGGAAAGAAACAGCAAGAUGGAUAAAGUUUGAAGAGGAUGUUGAAGAAGGUGGUGAUCGAUGGUCAAAACCUCAUGUUGCUACUCUUUCUUUACAUUCUCUCUUCGAGUUGCGCUCCCUACUCUUAAAUGGAACAGUUCUUCUUGAUAUGGAGGCAAAUUCAUUAGAAGAAGUUGCAGACCUAGUUCUAGACACCUUUAGCUCUUUAGAUACACAAGUGAAAGACAAGGUAAGAGAAGCCUUAUUAAGACGUCAUAGGCAUCAGCAUGAACGUCGCAAAGAGACAAAUAUGUCAAGACUGCCGAUUAUUAGAUCAUUAGCCGAAAUAGGCAGAAAUCAUUCUUGUACAAGAAUGGAGGAGGUGAGCUGUGCAAGAAACGAAGUUGGCAGGUUCCUCAGCAUACCAUCUACCACUGGAAGUUCAAUAGAAGCAGGUCACAUGACAAACAGUCCAAGUACUGCCUCAAUGUCAAGAAACCAUAGUACAGGAGACCUUACCCAAGAUCAUAAGGGUAAUUUGCAUUUCAUGAGAAAAGUACCUCCUGGCGCCGAAGCUUCUAAUAUUCUAGUUGGAGAAGUUGACUUUUUAGAUCGUCCUUUAUCAGCAUUUGUGCGUCUUAGAAAAGCCGUUUUCUUUGCUGAUCUAACAGAAGUUCCUGUUCCUACUAGAUUUCUUUUCUUCCUUUUAGGUCCAACUGGCGGAAUAUCAAGUUUUCAUGAAAUCGGUCGUGCAAUGGCAACACUUAUGUCUGAUGAAGUUUUCCAUGAAGUAGCAUAUAGAGCUAGAUCUCGUAAUCACCUCCUAGCAGCAUUGGACGAGUUCCUUGAUGCAGUAACUGUGCUUCCACCCGGAGAAUGGGAUCCAGCUAUUAGGAUAGAGCCACCUGCUGCCAUUCCGUCUCAGGAAAUGCGAAGAAGACCUCCUGAAAAAGGCAAGGAAGAAAUUGAUAUUGAAAAAGAAGAACAAAAAAGGAGAGAGGAAUCAGGACUGACUCGUAGUGGAAGGCUGUUUGGUGGUCUUAUUAAUGAUAUUAAGAGAAAAGCACCUUGGUACUUGUCUGACUUCAAGGAUGCAAUCGCUGUUCAAUGUGUUGCUUCAUGGAUUUUUUUAUAUUUUGCCUGUCUUUCGCCCAUUAUUACUUUUGGAGGACUCUUAUCUGAAGCAACAGGAAAAAAUAUGGCUGCAAUGGAAUCAUUGGUAUCAGGUUUUGUUUGUGGUGUUGGUUAUGGCCUAUUCUCAGGACAACCAUUAACAAUUCUUGGAUCAACUGGACCAGUGCUUGUUUUCGAAACAAUAGUCUAUGAAUUUUGCCAAGAAAGAGGCUGGGAUUAUAUGAGUUUCCGAUUAUGGAUAGGCAUUUGGAUUGCUAUUAUCCUAUUUAUCCUUGUGGCCAUAGAUGCCAGUGCACUUGUCUGCUAUAUUACAAGAUUUACUGAAGAAAAUUUUGCAACACUUAUUGCUUUCAUUUUCAUUAUCAAAGCCAUUGAAAAUGUGCUGCAAAUUGGAAAAAAAUAUCCUAUGAACUUAUACGGAACAUCAAAUAUAUCUCUUUGUGAAUGCUAUGAAAUUGGAGAAAAUCUCAGUUUGCCUCUUGAAGAAUGUUUGAAUAAUAAAGGCAUGUUCAUAGGGGAUGGAUGUCCUUUCAUUUAUGUUCCUGACGUUUUCCUGAUGUCUGUUAUUUUAUUUUUUGGAACUUUCCUCAUUUCAAUUCACCUCAAAGAUUUCAAAAAUGCCUCUUUCUUUCCAGCCAAGGUGAGGCAGUUCAUCAGUGACUUUGCUGUCAUCAUUGCCAUUUUUUCAAUGACAUUGUUAGAUGCUAAAAUGGAUAUUCCAACCCCAAAAUUAGAGGUUCCUAGUGAGUUCAAACCAACCCUUCCAGGACGAGGAUGGCUCAUCAAUCCAUUCAAAAAUCCAUUAUGGACAGCCCCUGUUGCAAUUCUUCCUGCAUUGUUGGGAACCAUUCUGAUCUUUAUGGACCAACAAAUCACUGCUGUAAUUGUUAAUAGAAAGGAAAACAAACUAAAGAAAGGCUGUGGUUAUCAUUUAGAUCUAUUUAUUUUGGCCAUAUUGAUUGUUGGUUGCUCUGUAAUGGGACUUCCAUGGUUUGUAGCUGCUACUGUUCUCUCUAUAAAUCAUGUGAAUUCCCUAAAAUUGGAAUCUGAAUGUGCUGCCCCUGGAGAAAAACCACAAUUUCUUGGUGUUAGAGAGCAAAGAGUUACGCAUAUUUUGAUAUUUCUUAUGAUUGGUUUGUCAGUUCUUAUUACCCCACUCCUUAGGAAUAUUCCAAUGCCAGUUUUGUUUGGAGUUUUUCUUUACAUGGGAGUUGCCUCAUUAAAAGGUCUACAGUUUUUUGACAGAAUCCUAAUAAUGCUAAUGCCUGCAAAAUACCAACCUGAUUUCAUGUUCCUUAGACAGGUACCUCUCAAAAGGGUUCAUAUAUUUACAACUAUUCAGUUAGCUUGCCUUAUACUUCUUUGGCUUAUUAAAUCUUUUUCACAAACAUCAAUACUGUUUCCUCUUAUGUUAGUUGUCAUGAUAGGCAUCAGGAAAAGUUUAGAUUUUGUAUUUACUCAGAGAGAAUUGAAAAUUCUUGAUGAUGUUAUGCCUGAAACUACCAAGAGAGAAGAAGACCAAGAAGAGCUCAGCAACACUGAAGAAAAAGAAUUUCCAAGAGAUGAUAAUCUACAGAUUCCAUUAGCAAAUGGUAACAUAAUUAGAAUUCCUCUUGCUUCUAUAAAUAUAUCAGAGGAAAUGAAUAAAACUGGGAUAUGGAAACAAGUUAAUAAUGGAAAACAAGAAAAAAAGAAAAGUCCUGGAAGAUCUAUGUUAAAAGCAAUUAGACGUGGAACUAAGAAAGAUGCAAUGAAUGAAGAAGAAAAGACUAGGCUUUCUGCAAUGGAAGAGGAAGAGGAAGGGGAUCAACCUAUCAUGAUUAAGAUUGAAUCUGGAGAAACAAAAAUAAGACCACUUUCACUGGCAGGGAAUGGCACACAAGUUUAG
This is a messenger RNA of Nezara viridula (southern green stink bug), 3326 nucleotides long. NCBI's taxonomy places the organism in Eukaryota, Metazoa, Arthropoda, Insecta, Hemiptera, Pentatomidae. The record is from the annotation of a GenBank genome assembly.